AUGGGGCCAAAGAAGGAGAAGAAAGCCAAGAAGGCCAAAGAGAAGAAAGACGAUGGCGCUGAGAAUGGUGGUGUACUCACUGCGGAAGAACAGGCGAAGCUUUUCCAGUCCGCGAAUCGGUCACUGCAGAUGCAACUAGCAGAGCGCCACGAGAUCACAGUCAAGACGCUCGAGUCCAAGCGAGAGCUGCAAGAGCGAGUGGCGGACUUGCAAAAAGACUUUGAACGGGAACGAAAGGAGACGUUCGGCAUAACGCAGGACAUGACACGGCAGUACAAGAGUAUGCAGGAGGAACUGCUGAAUCGGGUCAACACUCUGGAGAACACCAACACGGAGCUCCGGGACCAACUUGAGCUGGCACGAGUCAACUUUGAAGAGAUGAAGCACGAGAAGGACCGUAUCAUCGCCGCCAAGAACCUGGAGAUUCAGGAGCUCAAGGCCAAGAUGGAAGAGAUGGCUCAAGAGUUCGGUGACAUGCUCAAGGAGACGCUGGACAAGAUGCGAGAGCGCAUCGAGAUCACUAACACGAGCUUCGAGAGCGACGGUGGCUCGUUGCCCAUGAUGCGAAGGCUCGAGGAGUUCAACCUUGGAUCGCCCACAAAAUCCUAA
Phytophthora nicotianae INRA-310 is the source of this 609-nucleotide messenger RNA. RefSeq lists its product as hypothetical. The transcript has 3 exons. Lineage: Eukaryota; Oomycota; Peronosporomycetes; Peronosporales; Peronosporaceae. The record is from RefSeq and is a predicted model, not a curated record. The coding region runs from base 1 to 609 and encodes 202 amino acids.